AUUAAAAAAAAAAUCAAACUUUACUUUUCUAUUUACCGCACAAAAACACGAUAUGGAUUUUAAAAGCAAAAAAUUAAGAAUCGCGUCCUUCUUCUCAACCGGACCACCGGCGGUGCAAUUAGGCGGCACGGCGGCGAUUAACGCCGGCGCACUGAAUUAGGGUUCAAGUGAUGGAAUCGAUAGUGAGAAAAUACCAACAACGAUUCAGGAAAGUGAAGGAUGAGAUGUCCCAAUGGGAAGAGCUUCAUUCGCGACUAAUUUCCCAAUUCUCCAAUGCUUCUUCCAUCAUUCAGAGAUUGCAGGUCAUCCAAAAUAGUAAUAAUUUUGGGGGUUUGAAAUGUGUUGAUGGCAUACAAGAUGCUGUAUUAGCAAAGCAAAUGGAUUCCCUCCAAAACAUCUUCAUCUCCAUGAACAAGACAAUGGAAGAGCUUCACAGUGUUGUCAGAUCGCUCGAGAAAAUAGUUCGUGAUAGCAAACAGCUCGUAAAAGUGGGUUCCGCGCAGCCAACUGCAAAGCAACUGAGGCAAAGGGUCGGCGUAAAACCAACCCUUGCGGAUUGUUUAGACGGACUUAGACUUCUUCAAGAAAUGCAUCAAUCAGAGUAUGGUCUUAAAUUAUCUAUAGUUUCGGCACUUCCGGGGAUUGCGUUGAAACCUAGCGCAAGUGGUGAUUUAUCUGCGCUCCAACAACUCCUGGUCGAUCAACCUAAUAUUCCUCGAGAGGAAGUGCAAUUUAUAUACGACAUUAUAUUUUCCGAAGAUAUUUCUUGAAGCGAGUUCUACAUGGCUACUGAUCUUUUUCGCUCGUGGUAUUCUAACAAGUUUUUAUGUGUUUUUUCUACUUCUGUUUCUAAGUUACGGGUCUUAGAACUUCAAUUUUCCGUGUAGGGUUUAGCGUUGUAGACGAUUGUACUAAAGUGGCAAGAAAUUCAUGACUCGUUUUACUCAUAAUCUACCCGUAUUUGUCUUUAGAUAACGAAAUCCAGUGUAAUACAAUUUUUUCGGCUGCCGAAAUAUGAAACUGCGCACAA
Erythranthe guttata (spotted monkey flower) is the source of this 1030-nucleotide messenger RNA. Its product is annotated as Pentatricopeptide repeat (PPR) superfamily protein. The record is from RefSeq and is a predicted model, not a curated record. Lineage: Eukaryota; Viridiplantae; Streptophyta; Magnoliopsida; Lamiales; Phrymaceae.